AUGUCGUUCUGUCUGGCCGAUGGCACGUUCGGCCCUCAAUCCUCCUGCAGAACAUUCGACUUCACCGUCGUUUUCGAAAAUAGUAUUCUGUCGGUGUUGCCGAACGGCCUCUUCCUCCUGACAUGCAUUCUGUUCUGGCUGGGAGGACGCCCGCGCGCCGCUCUUUUCGUAAAACAUGCCCUCGCCGGCCUGCCGUUUGGGCUGCUCGCAGUCACAAGUGUACUCAGCCUUGCUUCAUGGGUGACUUCGUCGGUCGAUUUGCCGUCCAAGGCGACGCACCUUGUUACGGCUGCCCAGUCCCUGAAUCUUGUGUCUUCUAUCGCGCUCAUUACCUUGGUCCCGUUCGUAGGGCACUCGCGCUACAUACUGUUUGUGGCGUCACUUUAUCUCCUCCUAACGCUGGUGCUCGACGCUGCUCGGGUGCGGACCUUCGCGAUCGUAGGCUCGGGAACGACAUCGCCCUUCUUCCUCGGGUCUUUCCUCGCCCAGUACGCCUGCCGUUUCCUUUCUCUGGCGACACUCUCCUUCCCCUCGCUCUUUGUUUUAAAACGUGAAGGUGGGCUGGAAGAUGCAGGCUUCCUGUCACAUAUUUUCGUCUUCUGGGCCCUUUCACUCCUAUGGAAGGGCCGGCACGGGAACCUCGAGCUCGAACAUUUGCCCAAACUGGACUCUGACAUGGACACAACUGUACUCUACUCCCGGUUCCAAGUUCACUGGAAGGCAGAGAGAGCGGCGCACGGCGACGAUGCUUCCAUCGCGCGCGCUCUGGCGUCCGCGUUCUAUCCCACCUUCCUCGGGCCGGUCGUGCAGGCCGUCCUCCGCUCGCUCGCACAAGCUGUCCAGCCGCUCAUGGUGAACGCGAUCAUCAAGUUCCUCCAGUCGUACUCGGACAGCAACACAGUGCGCGAGCCUGCGCAGUGGGGCUGGGCGCUCGCGGGAGCGUUUGCCAUCGUCUUCAUCGGUCUCGCAGGCGCUACUGGGCAGUACUUCUACUACGUGUACAGGGCGGGGGCGUACAUUCGUGCUGCGCUUGUGGAGGCUAUUUACAGGAAGACGCUUCUGCUGAGCGCGGACUCGCUUGCUGAUGCUGCGGGCGGAGACGCGUCGAAUCUGAUGAGCGUCGACAUCGAACGCAUCACGCUCGCCAUUGACCCCCUCCAUCAACUAUGGUCCUCCCUCAUCGUCAUCGCCAUCGGACUAUACAUCCUCUGGACGCAGAUCGGCACUUCUUUCGUCGCCGCAGUCAUCGUGACCGCUGUGUGCAUGAUUGCCACACCACUUCUCUCCAGGCACAUUGACGACCUCCAGGAGGCGUGGUCCGCAGUGACUGACAGCCGCGUGCGCCUUAUAUCCAGCGUCCUGCAUCAGAUCACGGGGGUGAAGCUCUCUGCGUACGAGCCCGAGCUUGUCACCAAGGUGGAGGGCGUGCGCCAGACAGAGCUGACGGCGAUGAAGCGUUUCUGGAAGGACUUUGCCGUCGUCGUGUGCGUCACGAAUACCGCCCAGAACAUGCUAAGUCUAUUCACGCUUGGCGCAUAUGCGAUCGUGUCUUUCCUCUCGAAGAGUGGCUCGCUCGACACCGCGCGUCUCUUCACCUCGUACACUGUCCUCACGAUUAUCGCGGCACCGCUCUUCUCCGUCGGACAAAACUACGGCACAGUGCUCGCCGCGUACGGCAGUCUCAAGCGUAUCCAAGCGUUUCUGACUGCGCCCGAGCGCAAGGAUCCACACGCGCAGGAUCUCAGCAUCGUCGACAAGCGGGACUCCCAGUCAGACCCCGAGAAGUCCGGCGAGUUCGGCGAGAUUGUCGGUACCUAUGAGUUGCGCGGGUCGUUUGGGUGGGGCGAGAAGAAAGUGCUCGAGAACAUCGACCUGCAGAUCCCCGUUGGGAAGAUUACUGCUAUUAUCGGCCGCGUUGGCUCUGGGAAGACUACGCUGCUCACGUCCAUCUUGGGCGAGACAACGGUGAUGGGCAAUAUCUCGCGCACCCCUAUACGUGACCCCAUCGCCUUCUGCUCACAGGCGCCUUGGCUGAGGACUAGCCUAUCGAUCGAACAGAACAUUCUGUUCUCGUCCCCCAUGGAUCGCAAAUGGUUCAACACCGUCAUCCAUGCGUGUGCACUUGAUGGCGACUUCGGUCCCGCGAGCCUGGACGUCAGACAGGCAAAGGGCCUCAGUGGUGGACAGAAAGCACGCAUUGCCCUCGCCCGUGCGGUGUAUUCCGGGAGCCCGGUUGUCAUCUUGGACGACGUCUUUGCUGCCUUGGACGGUACGACCUCGGCCAAUGUUUUCGAUGCGCUGCUCGGUUCUACUGGACUCCUCAAAGGUCGUACCGUGGUACUCGCAACAAACAAGAUAUCUCACUUGCAACGAAUGGACCAGAUCGUGAUGCUCGGCGAGGGGCAUAUUCUUGAGCAAGGCACCUUCCAGGAACUAUCUAGCACUGAUGGACCCACCGGUGUUCUCAUCCGUGACCACUCCCAGUCGUCAGACAUCACUGAAGAGUUAGGGUCUCAGGUCACCGCGUUCGAUGAUACGGUCGAGGAUAUCGACAAGGCAGACGCCGAGCAAGAGGAGAUUGACGCCAUUCAGCAUGGCUCCAGCGGCAUAUCUGCGUAUCUGCACUACUUCAAGGGUGCCGGAUAUUCCUCCUUCGCUGUCUACGCCGUCUUCCUCUUUGUCACUGUCGGGAUCCAGAUCAUCACCCCCGUCUAUCUGCAGCUGUGGGCUGCCGCGAAUGACAACGGCUCUGGCUCGGCGUCCUCCAUCCUUGGACGGUACCUGGGCGGAUAUGCUGCAGUCGAGGUUGCGUACACGAUCGCGUUCACGACCGUGUUCUACUUCUUCAUUAUGCGCCUCGUCCCGGGAGCCUCCGACGCGCUGCACUCGCACGCGUUCGAUGCUGUGAUGGCCGCGCCGAUGUCGUUCUUCGGCGCGACGUCCGCGGGCAAGAUCAUCAGUCGCUUCAGCCAAGACGUGUUCAUCGUCGACUUCGAGUUCCCGCUCGCGAUGCACGACUUUGGGUACGAGGCGACGCGCAUGAUCGGUAGUGCGAUCCUUAUGAUCGUGUCCGUCCCGUACCUCGCGAUCGUCGUCGCGUUCACGCUUGUGCUCGUGUAUACCAUACAGAAGUUCUACCUGGCUACUUCUCGACAACUCCGUAGACUCGACCUUUCGAGCAAGGGUCCUCUAUACACGCUCUUCGCCGAGACGGUGGAGCUUAACGGGCUCCUGACUAUCCGUGCCGCGCGCAAGGACGUGCCCUACGCAGCCGCAAACUCGGCGCUCCUCGCGCGCUCUCAGGUGCCCUUCUACUUGACCAACGUCGCGCGGCUCUGGUUGGCGACCACGAUCGGCGUCAUCACCGCCGUCAUCAACACGUGCUUCGUUCUCAUCGCCGUGGGCACCCGCGAAAGCACGUCUGCGGGCCUCUUCGCCGUCGGACUCUCCCAGGCGGUCUCGCUGCAGGACAUCAUCAGUCUUGUGCUCACGUCUUGGACUCAACUCGAGAUCGCGGCCGUCGCCAUCGAACGGAACCUCGAGUACACGCGACUGACGCCUGAAGAGGAUGAUGCGGCCGCCGCCGGGAAGGGCCAGCCUGACGCCUCUUGGCCGUCCCGCGGCACCAUCGAGUUUGAGGAUGUGGUUGCGCGCUACGAUGGCCAGACGGAGCCCUCGUUGAAGGGGAUCACUUGGUCUGUGACUGGCGGAACUAACGUUGGGUUGUGUGGUCGAACCGGCUCCGGGAAGAGUACUAUGCUGCUUGCCAUUCUGCGUGCGUUGCACGUGGAGGGGAAGAUCAUCAUCGACCAGCGGGACACCGCAGAUAUCCCGCGCCGAACGCUACGCAGGAACAUCACAGUCGUUCCCCAAGAUCCUUUGGUCAUCGACGGCACCCUGCGCGAAAACAUCGACCUCUCCGGCGAGAAGACCGACGCGGAAAUCUGGAUAGCCAUAGAAGCAGCGCAGUUAAAAGACGUUGUAGGGGGCUUCGAGCACAAACUUGAGCAGCCUCUGAGCGCGCGGGGCAACGAACUCUCCAAAGGCCAAACCCAGCUCCUUGCGCUCGCACGCGCGCUCCUGCGGGGCAACCGCAUCGUGCUCCUCGACGAAGCGACGGGCAACCUCGACGUCGAGACGGACCGUGCCGUGCAGGUGACGAUCCGCUCCGCGUUCGCGGACUGCACCGUGCUCACCGUCGCGCACCGCAUCGGGACCAUCGCCGACUACGACCAGGUCGCGGUGCUGGAGGCGGGACGGAUUCUCGAGGCGGGCGAGCCGGCGCGGCUACUGGAGGAUGAGGGGAGCGCCUUCGCGCGCUUGUCGCGCGACGCGACCAUGUAAAUACAUUGUCCAGUUACGGUCGUCUAACGCCGCGUGGUGUACAUCCCAUACCCACCAUACGAGUACGCUGCUCUCAUAC
Messenger RNA from Trametes versicolor FP-101664 SS1, 4423 nucleotides. Its product is annotated as P-loop containing nucleoside triphosphate hydrolase protein. The transcript is spliced from 15 exons. Gene Ontology annotation, cellular component: membrane. The coding region runs from base 1 to 4344 and encodes 1447 amino acids. Gene Ontology annotation, molecular function: ATP hydrolysis activity; ABC-type transporter activity; ATP binding. Lineage: Eukaryota; Fungi; Basidiomycota; Agaricomycetes; Polyporales; Polyporaceae. The record is from RefSeq and is a predicted model, not a curated record. Gene Ontology annotation, biological process: transmembrane transport.